This is a messenger RNA of Lottia gigantea (owl limpet), 405 nucleotides long. RefSeq lists its product as hypothetical. Bases 1 to 405 code for a protein of 134 amino acids. NCBI's taxonomy places the organism in Eukaryota, Metazoa, Mollusca, Gastropoda, Lottiidae. The record is from RefSeq and is a predicted model, not a curated record. The transcript has 2 exons.
AUGGAUACUGGUAUUGUCGCCAUUUCUGGACUUCCAACUAGCAGCAAACCAGGGCCACCUAAACUCAAUGGAUUUAUUGGAACCGGAGUCGAACCCAAAACACUGAAAUCCCCUACUAAUGGAUUUGUAGUGAACGCAGUUAUAAGCAAUGUGAUCAAUGUUCGUGCAUCGGAUAAUGUGCUAAAUACCCCUUCAGGCGGGUCUAGUAGAACUGAACAAUGUGCCAACUCUGUAGCUGUUCCGAGUGAUUCACCCUCUACCAGCCUGGGUGCCGGAGAUAGUAAUAAUAAUGUUGACGGAAGCGAUGGAACUGCAGGGGAAAAGAAAGAAAGGAAAUUCCGUCCCCGUCGAAGACGUUUCAGGUACAUCAUUGUCAAUAUAGACCAAGUUAAUAAUAUCUUUUAA